AAAAAAAAGAAUGCUUAGUCAAACUCGGCUCAUGGCAGGGCGAUGCACAGCAACGCUUACAAGUCUAACAUUCAAGAGAACGACUUCGAUCACAAGAAUAAGAAGGACGAUCGGAUCGAAUUGCAAUGAUCACUUUUUUCAUCCAACCCUGUCACGCACUUUUGCUUCCACGUCCAGUCCGAAGCGAUCUGAACAUUUCAAUAUCACUAACAAUAUCAAUACUAACAUCAACCGACAUCGUCAAGGAGAAACAGCAUCAAAAGAGAGCGCAAGGACUGAAGAGAUUACUGCUGCUACUACCUCUACGACUUCCCGGACCCUCAAUUACACACGACAGGAACUCGAAGCCAUAUCGAUUUCUGAUCUAAAGCAAAUUCUUCGAGAUAAUGGGCUCAAGGUGACUGGUCGUAAGAAGGAACUUACGAAUCGUUUAUUGAAGCAUCUUCAGGAACAACAACAACAGCAACAGUACCCUACAGACGUUAGUAUGAAACCAUUAUCCUCAUUGUCACCAUCAUCAGGAAACAUUGCAGCUGAUGGAAAUAGUGUGGCCGCUACCACUACCACUGCCAUUAGCAAAAACCAUUAUAAUAAUAGCAGUAGUAACAAUAGCCGCAGUGGUGGUAUUUCUGAAGCCAAGGAAGGAAAAGAAGACACGGUAACCAAAGGACGACUUGAGGCUGAGAAGAGGCUGAAGGAACAAAUGGAGAAGGAACAACAAGAGAAAAAGGAAGCACAGUUGAAAGAACAACAGAAAAAGGAGCAAUUACUGAAGGAGCAGCAAGAGAAGGAGCAGAGACUGAAGGAAGCACGAUUGAAAGAGCAACAAGAAAAGGAACGGAGGUUGAAAGAGCAACAAGAGAAGGAGGCACGAUUGAAAGAAGAAAAAGAAAAGGAACGAAGACUGAAAGAGCAACAAGAGAGGGAGGCACGGUUGAAAGAACAACAAGAGAAGGAGGCACUGUUGAAAGAGCAGCAAGAGAAGGAGGUAAGGCUGAAAGAACAACAAGAGAAGGAAAUGCGAUUGAAAGAACAGCAAGAGAGGGAACAAAAGCUGAGAGAUCAGCAAGAUAAAGAAGCACGAUUGAAGGACCAGCAAGAGAAGGAGCGUUUGCUCAAGGCUCAACAGGAACAAGAGACACACCUUAAGCAGCAACAACAGCAACAGUUGCCGCAACAAGAAGAGGUAAAAAAAAUUGAGGAAGCACGUCAAGUGGAUACGAUUCAAAAGUCUCGUGCUGAAAACAGUGGUCAUGAAGAGUGGGCACGAGAAAAGAUUCCGCUAGGCACCAAAGCCACAGCCACAGGCAUGGGAAUCGCCAUUGUUGCCUGGUUCCUCUCUGGCAAGCGCGAUCGAAGGACAAGAGCUCAAGAAUUGGAAGCUCAAGAGCACUCGAAAGCAACUGACCAUAGUCAAGGUUAAGGAACCAAAGGUAUCCAUCCAUCCACC
Molecule: messenger RNA, 1450 nt
Organism: Lobosporangium transversale
Lineage: Eukaryota; Fungi; Mortierellomycota; Mortierellomycetes; Mortierellales; Mortierellaceae
Exons: 1
Coding region: 11-1423 (470 amino acids)
Source: RefSeq, a predicted model, not a curated record